AGGUUGUACCCUGUUCCCAGGUGUGGUAAUGUGAGACUGUGGCGGUCAGGUGAUCAUCAAAUAAGGAAAAAAGAAAAAAAAAAAUACAUGCAAACGAAAGAAAACCUUAAAAAAAGAGACACCUGGGACACCUUACCUGGCUAAAUAAAACACAGCCUGUUUAGACAAUAACAGAUGGAAUGUGUUCAUUUUGAAUUUGGGUUUCUCCCCAGCAGUGUCUCAAGCCAGUUUCGGGCUAGGUGAGGCGGAAGCGAGCUGGCUGUGCUGGACUGAGAGCCGAGAAGGAAUCUCCGUGCUGUGCGUGUUCGGAAGAGAGAGCAUUCGGAUAACCUUUCCAACAGGAAUACUGACCUUCAAUCAAGGUGCAGGAUCAGGGAUUGGGUUCUUAUCGAAGAUUUGAAAACCAGACGGCUGCUGCUUUGCACAAGCGAGGAAGAUUCCUCUAUUCCUGAUUUUUCCUCUAAGCUUUCCAACUCCUCCUGGGUGUGGAUUGCACACUGGAGGCAUACAGCUAAGUCAACACUGGGACAUGCUGAGAACUUUUAAGGAUUGAUUUUUUUAACUGAAACCGCCAAGAAUUGUGGCUUUUUUAUUUUAAAAACAUUCAAAGGUGAUUUUUUUUUUUCUAUAUAUAAAGAAGAUGCUACGCUGUAGAAACCUUCUAGGCGUGUUUAUGGUCUUUCUGCAGCGGUGUGGAAGAGAAGCCAGUGAGGCAAACACGACCUCCUCGGUUCUGGAAAGAGAUGCUUCCAACAUGACGACCCCCACUGUGAGCAGCCCCGCUGAGCCCGUUAACAUCGCCGCCAUCGUGGCUCCCGUUGUGAUCGUGGGCUUUCUCGUCAUCGCGGGCAUCAUCGGCCUGGUCGUCUUUCUGAAGAUCCGGGAGAAACGGCAGACCGAGGGAACGUACCGACCGAGCAGCGAGGAGCAGGCUGGGGCUCGCGUCCAGCCCAACGCCCUGAAACUCCCUCCAGGGGAGCGGCUCAUCUAGACGUUGGUACUCGAAGACCGAAAGCUUGUCAAGUCUUGUGCUUUCCAGUCCCUCCUGAAGAUUUUACUGUGUUUGGAGUUUUCCCAUCAAACCAGCUGCUGGAGUUCUGCCCCCUGCUGGGAACACGUUGACACCACACCCUUUUGAAAGUGUGAAACGCCUCGCACGGUUGGAUUUGCUGAAGUCCGCCGCUAGGAUGGGCAAAUGACCAUUACCGAGCUGGCUGACCCCCCUGAUUGCCCUCUUGCACUCAAACGUGUUCCCUGCAGUAUGAAGCAUGUCAGCUCUGUCAAAUAGAAGCUUGGAAUUGCAUUACUGUUGUCAUUCUGCGUUGCUUUCAAAGCCAAGGUAAAAAGGUCUGCUUGA
Molecule: messenger RNA, 1357 nt
Organism: Polyodon spathula (Mississippi paddlefish)
Lineage: Eukaryota; Metazoa; Chordata; Actinopteri; Acipenseriformes; Polyodontidae
Product: protein crumbs homolog 3-like
Exons: 4
Coding region: 641-991 (116 amino acids)
Source: RefSeq, a predicted model, not a curated record